Molecule: messenger RNA, 1630 nt
Organism: Saccoglossus kowalevskii
Lineage: Eukaryota; Metazoa; Hemichordata; Enteropneusta; Harrimaniidae
Source: RefSeq, a predicted model, not a curated record
GGGAGUGAGGGCGAUACAAACCUUAGUCCCACCUCGUGACCUUUGAUUGAAUUGAUGAUUACGGGCCGGCAUCAUGCGUUAGUCAGGAAAGGCAUAGGUAUUGUAAUCUGAAAGAAGCCGUUGUUGAAAUUGUUUACGACCAGGUUAAUAUCACCAAGCAUACAUUAAUGAGGAUUUCCAAAAAUGACGAAAGUUUACUCCGCUACCGAUUCCUUCAUUUCUGAUUUAAAACACAUUGAGGUCACAUCUCUUGGGGCAGUAUUUGACAUGGUGUAUGCAGAUAUCGGGCCACGAGAUGGACCUGUAAUCAUUGGAGUGCAUGGAACUCCUGCUACUUACAAAACAUUUUUUUCGUUGUUUGAAUAUUUUUCCAAGGCUGGUAUAAGAUUUAUUGCAGUAAAUAUGCCAGGGAUGGGAUACACAGAACUUGAUAAAGGUAAAACCUUUGACUUCUCACCCACACACAAAGCAGAAGUGGUCAAAGCUUUCAUUAAAGCUAUGAAAUUACAAAGGGUAGAUAUUCUCCUUGGCCACUCAUUGGCAUCUCACACUUGUUCUCAUAUUGUCCACGAUCCUAGUAUGAAUAUGGUGAAGUCCGUGGCAUUUCUUUCCGGUGCUGGACUUGUACCACAUAGACCGUUAAGACCUGUUCCUAUCAUUAAGUAUAUGUCUUGUUUGAUAUACAAUUUAUAUCAGAUACCAUUGCUUUGUAUCUUAAUUGGCUGGCUGGCUAACUGGCUGUAUAGCUUAUUUGGUUUACGAGGACGAACCGUUGAAUCCAACGUAUACAGUAUGUAUGAGGCUUUUAAGAUCGAUUUCAAGUUGUUUAACUCUCAUCUUUCUGACAUUACAAGAAGAAACUUUCCUCUAUUAAUGAUUUAUACUAUGGAUGACCCUAUUAUUGAUCUCCAUGUGUCAGAAGGAAUAGUUGAAAAGCUACAAAUUCCCGACAGCAAUAUCAUCAAGUGUAAUACACAAGGGGUGUUUAAUUCUCAGCUUACAGAUGAUCAACUUCAUAGAGUUGUCGUAUUUGAAGGCGGACAUCACAGACCACAGUGGAAAUACCCUGAGAUUGUAUGUGAACAACUUAAAAGCAUGGUCUUAGCUCUCAGAACAACUUCUAAACUUUAGUAAUUGGCAGUAUUAGGGUUUUUUAAUUGUAUUAUUACAUAUUUUUCAAAAAUAAAACUACAUUUGUAUACAUUGUUGACAUAAAUUAACAUACAUUAAUCUUCUCUCAGGGAAAAUUUGCCACAAGAACUUGUCAAACUAUUUUUUUUUGAGAUGCAAGUAUGGAAUAUUAUUUUUUGCAUUGAUUUCAUGUUGUGGGAAUAUGAAAACUAUUAACAGAAUCAUCUACGAGUUUUAUAGCCGGGAUUGUGUCACUGAAAAGUGAAAAUUAUAGUCUUACUAGAGUGCCACCACACUUACCUACGUCAUGCACAUAUUACAACAAAAUCACAACACAAGUUUGUAAUUGUUCUGGUAGUUUUUAAUUUCAUGUGUUAUAUUGAAAAUUAUUUAUUUGCAAAGCUAUUAUUACAUAAAAUGUACCAGUAAUUCCUCCAUUACUGUUAUCAACCAAUUAUGUGAUCAAAUGCAAUCUGUAAAAUAAAAAAAAAUUUAUUUA